AUGAAAGUUGACUUGGAUCGUCUAAAUGAACUAUGCAAAGUGAGAUUUGAAAGGGAGUACACGACAUACGGAGAAUACUUUGGAUCAAUCAUGCACCUUACUAAGGAGGAAGGGCUUAGAGAGAUGUUUUUCAAGUACAUAAAGGGUACGCUUUCUGAGGAGGAGGUUCUGAGUCGUAUGGGCCAGAGCAGCCCAAAUGAUUUGAAGCAUUUCAGCAAGAUCUAUGAAUAUGAGAAAGGCUUUUGCAAAAAGAAAGCAGCAUUGGUGUUGAAAAGAAGAUACAUGGAGGAGAGCGAUUAUGAUAGAGAUGCGGUUUUCCAGUGCAUAAGAAGGCUAUCUAACUGGCUUGACUUUGGGUUUGUGAAGGAUAUAUGUAAUGAUGAAUACCUGGGAUUGAUCAUCGGAGAGUAUGCACGGAAGCAUGAACUUGACGAGUCCUUCCUAGAUGAGAUUGCGAACUUUCUACCAUCUGUGUUUUUUGGAUACACACGACUGAACAACCUUCUGCUUGAUUCCUUUGAGAAGUCAUUUGAGAGAGUGAUAGGGAGGAAUCUGGAGAUUCUUCAUGUUGUUGACUACCUAGACAGAAGGGUUGUUGAGGCUAUUUCCAGGAGUAGAUUGAAGAAGGAUAUCUUUGAAUAUCUGGUUUCCAAUGAGUUGAUUGAAGAAGAUGUGCUAUUAAUGAUGAUAGGUGCUGUUGGAAGCAUUGAUACGGAGGUGUUCUUGAGUGAUGGGGUCAUUGGAAAGCUUUGCUCGGAAAGCAUUGUGAAAUAUCUUGAUUCUGUUGGAGUAGAGAAAGUUGUUGAGAUUGCAAUAGCAGGAUGUAGAUGUAAAAAGCUAUAUGGGGCCCUUCCAUCAGUCCUAGAGAAGAGAAUCGAAGGGUUUAUGAAGGAACCAAGGAUUGUUGAUGUCUUGCUUGUCAUGGUUUACUAUGACUCUGGAAUAAGGUUUGGAAGCUUUCUCUCGAUUCUAAAGCCGUCUCUAGAAAGAGAAUUUCUAGUUAGUAGGGAAGAAGAAAAAAGAAAAGUUGUUGUUGAUGUUAACAAGGACACCGGGGAGAUCAGAGAGAUUGGGGUUGAUGUGGAGACCACGGGGGUUUUUUCCAGUGAGGGAGGAGAGUUUAGAUUUGUUGGAAAAGGAAAGGCUGAGGAGAAGGAUGUUGCAGAAUAUUUAAGAGAGAUAUGCACGGAUUCUGGGGAUUUUCUUACAAAUGUUAGAAGGAAGUUAGGAUUUGCAUGUUUUCUUGAGGGACCUACAAAGCCCACCUUUGAUCAGUUGGUGAUGCUUCCAGGGUACUACUUUGCGGAGUCACUCAAACGGUAUUGUAAUGAGUUUCUAGGUUUGCUGUACCAGUUCAAUGAAAUAGUGGUUCCAAGAAGCCGAAGAAGAGACCUUAUAGCAAGAACCAUUGUAGCUAAUGGAUAUAAGGAGCUCUUUGUUAGAUAUCUCGUAAAAAGAGAUAGAUACUUUAGAAUUGAGAUUGACCUUGAUGUAUGGCUUGAGAAGAUGACAAGCGAGUACAAGGCCAAGUAUUUUCAAGACUAUCCGAUGGCGAUAAUAGGAAGAGAAGAAAAGGUAGUUGAGUCUCUGAAAGAUGAUAUUCAGAUGUUACUUCCUAUUGUUGUAAAGCUGGAGAGCAAAAAAGUGCCAAGAGAAGUAAUCGAUAAGAUUAGAAAGCAUAUCUCUAUGAAGGAAGGUUUUUACAGGAAAGAAGGUGAAGUCAAACGCCAUGGUCAAGGCCGAGAUGAUGCAAUAAAAAAAGAAGAGACUAAUAAAUGGAAUGAAUCCAUGAGAAUAGAUACCACUAAGAAAGGACCAGGUGAAUGGAAACCUCCCGAAAAAAGGGUCAAGACGGAAAGCUGUCCUAGCGAGGACAAUAUUUAUGAUGAUUGGUAUCCUAUUGAGAAGGUUGACCAUGUUUCUUUCAGGAAGAGGGUAGGGUUUAUAUGCAAUGAGAUAAACAAAAGGAUUUCAGGCGGGAAUGGGCUUCAUAGAGCAGGCCUGGUUACUUCUAUGGUGGUAAGAGAUGUGGAGAUGGCCAGGAAGGUUCUAUCUGUUUUGCAAGGGGUAAAUAGGUUUGGAAAGGAGUUUGUCAAUUUCAUUGAGUUUUUCACAUUUUUUCUUUCAUACUGCAAGAUGGAAGUGAGCAUAGAUGCAACAACCCUUAAGACUCUGAGGAGAUAUAUCUCUGAAGAGGACAAUGAUUCUGUUCUGUAUUUUGUGUUUGUGAAGGUCAAGUUGGAGGAGAUGGAGACGUUAUUUUCUUCAUUCAAGGAAAAGAGCUUUGAUGUUGUCUACAAGGCUUUGGUGGACAGAAUCCGAGGAGUCAAGGAAGGAACGACAAAAAACACAAGGAAUGGAUGCACAGCCAUUAAAGUUGGGAUACCACAACCCGUGAUAAAAAGAAAGAAAGGCAAGGGGACCGAGAUCAAUACUGUCGAAAUCUGGAAUAGUGGAGACCAAGAGGAAAGGAUCAGAAAUGUCAUUGGACUGUUUCUAUCCUCUGAUGACGAGUGUAUGCAUUACAUUGGAUUGGAGGGCUUGAAUGUGUUAGACUUAGAGGUGAGUGUAGAAAGAUUCCUUGACUCGAGAAGUGACAGAGUUGUUGAGGCAGCAUUGAAGGUUGUUAUAAAGAGGCCUAUUACCCCGGCUAUCAAUUCAAAAUUUAUGGAGAUAUUGUAUAGAAGAGGGAGGCUGGAUAAUCUUGGAAAGAUGUGCCUUAGGGCCGUAAACAUAGAUAUUCUAGAAAAGGAGGAUGUGGACAGGAUCUAUGAGAUGUUCUUUAUUGACCCAGGAAGCUAUUUGGAGGUUCUCCCGAGAAUAAUAGAGAGGGGGUAUGAACCGACAGAAGAGAUAAUAAUGGAACUCAUAGGAUUGGUGGGGCAAUCUCAAUGUGAUGAUACGAUAGGGAAUGCUAUGAAAGUCCUGAAGAGUACUGAGUACACAGAGGAAAUGGUCUUUAAAAGCAUCCUAGUUCUUGAGAAUGCCAAAUUUGCCCCAAAGAUGUUCCUGAUAGAAAAAAUAUGUAGGUCUUCAUGCAAUCUUAACACCCGAAGCUUUCUCAAGUUGUGUGUGUGCAUAGGCAAUGAGGAGAACUAUGACGCUCUUAAAGGAUUGCUAGAAAUACUGAGAAAAAAGGGAAUCAAUGCCGAUAUUGUUGAGAAAUGGAAGGAGAGCAAGUCACUAAAUAGAUUGAUGGUUCGGAUCUAUCCUCUAUCCAUGAAGGAUAAACCAUAUUACAAAAGGAUUCUGGAUGAAGCCAAGAAGGAUGCAUACGAAUGGAAUUUUAUCAAUGAAUUCUAUAGAAAUGAACUUAAGGUUGCACAGUUUAUCUAUGCUCAACCUUAG
Messenger RNA from Encephalitozoon romaleae SJ-2008, 3348 nucleotides. RefSeq lists its product as hypothetical. The transcript has a single exon. The record is from RefSeq and is a predicted model, not a curated record. Bases 1 to 3348 code for a protein of 1115 amino acids. NCBI's taxonomy places the organism in Eukaryota, Fungi, Microsporidia, Unikaryonidae.